Molecule: messenger RNA, 9672 nt
Organism: Solenopsis invicta (red fire ant)
Lineage: Eukaryota; Metazoa; Arthropoda; Insecta; Hymenoptera; Formicidae
Product: zinc finger protein Xfin
Exons: 10
Coding region: 461-7156 (2231 amino acids)
Biological process (GO): regulation of transcription by RNA polymerase II
Cellular component (GO): nucleus
Molecular function (GO): RNA polymerase II cis-regulatory region sequence-specific DNA binding; zinc ion binding; DNA-binding transcription activator activity, RNA polymerase II-specific
Source: RefSeq, a predicted model, not a curated record
GUGUGGGCCUCGUCGGUGGGAGAGCGGGGCGGCGGAGGCGACAGCGGCGAUCGGGAGUCGGCGGUCGACGGUCGGCGGCACGGCAACGGCCAGCAGCAGGCAAGCAGGCAGGCCAACCAACCAACCAACCAACCAACCAACCACCACCAACCAACCAACCAAGCGGUCCCCGGGCAGCAGCGUCACGACCGCUGCGACGAGGCUACGUCCUCGGCGGCGCCCGUCAUCGUCACAGUUCCCGUUCGUCCGGCUGGGUGUGCGGAGAUAGCGUGAGCCGUGAGGCGCAACGUUGUCGCGCGUCUAUUAGUCGCUCUCCUCGUAGUCUCGCCAUCGACGCCGACGGCGACGUUGCUACGGCGGCGAGCGAGAGAGCGCGGAGAGCGAGAGCGAGAGCGCGGAGAGCGAGACCGAGAGCGCGCGAGGGACGCGAGCUUUCUCGUGAAAGACUGGCGACAUAACGAUGGCGACGAUAUCGACGGCCACAGCGGCGGCGGGGACGACGACGACAACGUCAACGUCAACGUCAACGUCGACAGCGGCGACGGCGUCGAGCGCGACAGCGAUGGCGACGGAGCCGAGAAAAUCUUAUCACGAUCUGUGUCGCCUGUGCGCCUCCUUCGACGCCAUUAGGAUGCAGAUAUUCGGCCAGGAAGGCAGAAAUCGUCAACUCGUCGACAAGAUCCAGUUGUUCCUGCCGUUCAAGGUGAUGGAAGAUGAUUGUUUGCCAAAAGUCCUGUGUUAUCGAUGUAUGUUCAACUUGGAAAAUUUCUACGACUUCAGGACUGCGUGUAUUAACGCAGCUGCUUGGUUGGAAAGAAACAGGCCGAAGGAAGGCGCGAGCGAUGACGAUGCAAAUGAUAACGCGCAAAUCAGUGAAGGACACACGGAGCUUCUUAAUGGAAAGGAAAAUAUGCCAGUACUUAUUCCAGAGGCACCCGUAGUCAAUCCUAAUGCAGCAUUGGGUACACCGCCGAGAUUAAAUUCGGAUGGUGAAGCGGAUCCCGAGAUCGAGGAGAUUCUCGACACAAGCGAAGGUACGGAUGAAGCUACAGUGAUAGACGAUUCGGAAGAUCGACGAUCGGAAUAUGAGAUGGCAUACGAGAUGGACAUGGAGACGAAUCCUAGCGAUUUCUUGGAAAUGACCCCAAUGGUAACCGAGGAGAAUGAAGAAGAGUGCGAUACGAACAACGCGAGUGCUGCGACUACUCAAGAUACCACGGUCUUUCCACAUACAUCGCAGCAACACGAAGUCUACGUCUGUUCUCUAUGUAACAAGGCAUUUAGUUCCAAGGGUCAUUUGUCACUGCACGCGAGGAUUCACGUGGGCGAGGGUGAUGUGAUCGGCGAGAGAGUGAUCACAGACGAUCAUACUUCGUACCAACGACCGUAUCAAUGUGAUCUUUGUCAUAAGUCGUAUUCUACCGCCAAACAUCGCUGGGGACAUGUUUCUACGACACAUCGGGGACAUCCUGCAGUAACGUGUGCAUACUGUUCUCGUAUAUACUCGACGCGAUAUAAUCUUGAUGAGCAUAUAAAAUCGCGACACGCUGGUCUACCGCCACCCCCAGAGUUAUCUGUUCCUCUUUCCCGCACGGAAACUCGUUAUCAGUGCCAAACGUGUCCAAUGGUGUACACGGAUCUGGCGGAUUUCAAUGCGCAUCGUCAGAUAUGCGUCCAGGAACAACGUACAGACUUGUUGGGACAAACUGAGGCACAGAACAAUAAAAUUUUUGCCGACACGUCUGACAUCUCGAGCGUAGAUUCGGAUGACGAGAACAAAGACUUUAGGAGCGCUGAGGCUAAAUUGGCGAAAAAUCCACAGUUAACUAUAUUGAAACAAGCGCUAACUAAAGGAGACAAUUUAAAACGGAAUUUCGACGAUGAUGGUUCAACUUCCAGCGGCAAGCCGAAAAAAAUAGUUAAGUCAGAAGAGGAUGAGACGAAUCCUCAGAAAAGGUGGUAUUGUGAAGCUUGUCCACAAAGUUUUACAUCGGUGGACAGUUUGAAGGAACACGAGCUCAGGCACGACGCCGAAAAGCCGUUUAUUUGCAUACUCUGCAACAAAGAUUUCGCUUUGAAAUCUUCAUUAGUUAGACACAUUACAAUGUCACAUGGCGUUGAUCCUACUCCUAUCAUUGACAGUGAUAAGUGUCUAAAAACGACAGUAAUGUCUCAGAAUUGGAACGAUCGAGUGGACGUCAGUGUCUAUGAACAAAGUGAAAUAAAAGAACCACCAGAGCUCUCGUCAUCAUCUGAGAUAAAUUUGGAGAAUGAUGACAAAGAUUAUAAGAACCACGAGAAUAUAGAAAUUGAAACGGUAUUCGUAUGUGAGACUUGUAAGAGAGACUUUAAUGACCGAGCAUCAUUAUGGCUACACAUACGAGCGAUGCAUAAAGAAUAUGCUGCAUUUACCUGUGGAGUAUGUUUAAAGAUGUGCUUUAAUAAUACGCAACUUCAAAAUCAUGUCUUCAUGUAUCACGGAAGGUCUAAACUCUUAAUAUCGGAACAAAGAAGGUACAGUUGUACGAUAUGCGGUAGACAACAUGACUCGAGAAAAAAACUAAUUACUCAUGUCUCGAUACAUAAUAUCGACCCUGCCUAUGAUCCUGCAAGUUUUGUACAAUUAAAUAGUAAUUAUUAUAAUGAAAACUUGAAUGGCAACGAGGGAAAUGAACAAGUAUUAGAUUUUGAUGGGGAAGAUGGUGAGAAGGUCGAUUGUUAUAUUUGUUACAAAUCUUUCCCGACUGAGGAUCAUCUAAUACGGCAUCAGAGAAAUGCUCAUAAGUCUGAUCAGAUAGUUUCAUUAGGAGACGGCACGGGUAAUGGAAAUACUCUGAGCGUUAAUGGUAAUGGUAAUAGGGCUCAGUAUCAUUUAUUUUUUGUUUGCGAAGUAUGUGGCAGUUCACACUCGAGCAAAUGGGAGCGCUGGUUGCAUAUCAACGAUACGCAUAACAACGAAUCUUCUAUCAAAUGCGAUUGGGAGAGUUGUGGAAAGAUAUUUGCGACAAAGUCGCUACGUAACGAACAUCUCCAGCAUCAUGCGGUGCAAGGACCCUCGCCAAAUACCUGCGAGAUAUGCGGAAAAUUAUGGCCUACCCGCGUCGAUUAUUGGAAACACGUGAUGGGCGUGCACGCGGAUACAGUGCCUCUCAUUUGUGGCGUUUGUCUGAAAGUAUUUUCCGAUGUUAUGCAAUUAAGCGCACACGUGAAGGCGAAGCAUUGGCCGUUAACUAGUGGGGACUUUUGUUGUGAUAUUUGCGGUAGACCAUACUCCAAUAAAUCAAAAAUGUCUCGGCAUAGAAAGAUCCACGGCUUGGAAGCGGCGACGGCGGCGGCCAUGGACGUUACAUGCGAUAACAGUAGUUUCAAUGAAACGACCAAUGAAUCGGUGAAGCCUGAACACAGCAAUGGCGCUUCGGAAUUAGAAUUAAAUUGCGAGCAGUGCCCCGAGCUUAGCUUCACAACACUAGACAGUUUAUGUAAUCAUCGACGGAUAGCGCACAAUCUUUUCCCAUGCGACUUGUGUAACAAGUGCUACGGAAGAACGUCACACUUAUGGAAGCAUGUGAAUAGGGUUCACAAAGGACACGCGGACGUGACUUGUCCUUACUGCUCAAAGACGAGCGCGUCGAGGGAUCAUCUGGCAGCGCAUAUCGCCAAAAUUCAUAGGUUUAUGCCCGCUAUGGGUAAGGACACUCAAAACUGCGUCACUUCCAAGUCUUUGAGUGUAGAGGACGGUGUCUUGCAUUACUGUGAGAAAUGUAACAAGGGAUUCCAUAAGCGCUACCUGCUCCGUCGACACAUGAAAGGCUGUCAAAACUAUCGUAAGGAUCCGGGUGCGUUGUUGACUCGUUGCCGAGCCUGCGAGAGGAUAUUCAAGGAUCGUGCGAGUUUGCAGAAGCACAUUGAGAAUCAUCACAGCACGUAUACUUGCCAUUUGUGUAACGAGACGAUUACUUCCAAGCUGGGCAUUAUGACGCACAAUCGCGUCAAUCAUAUGGAUCAUCCAGAUCUGACGUGCGAUCAUCCGAGCUGUAAGAAACUCUUCCGCACCAAAGAAGAUCUGGAAGCUCAUCGCAAGGAACACAAGUAUCAUAGCAACCCGAACGUUUGUGACUUUUGCGGUGACACCGUGGAAAACAAACUGAAACUGAAGAUGCAUGUACUGUCAUUGCAUCGAAACGAGAUCGGUGUAUCCUGCGGCGUCUGUCUCAUUCCUAUGAAGGACCCCAAAGAUUUGAAGAAACAUGUUGAAGCGGAACAUAGCAGCGUUCUUUCCAAUCCAAACACAUGUCAGGUGUGUGGCAAACAAUACGCGUCCAAGUGGAAGGCAUUCGAUCACACGAAAAAGUGUCACGGCAAAGUUUUUAUCACGUGCAAACAGUGCUUAGCGGUUUUUACCAACGAGAACGAUAUACGCGAUCACUAUGAGCAUGUCCAUAACGUUCCAAAGGACCAAUUGGCCAUUUUCGAAUAUAGAAUGGAUAUUGGUGUGAAGAGGGAGGGUUACGAGACUCCCGAUAUUAUUGUGAAGGAGGAACCGGAUGAUUUGGAGUUUGACGAGGAACUGUGCGAUGAGAGUUCGAACGACUCUCGCAAACGUAGAAGAUCGCCGAAUGAUACGUACGACUGCGAGAUGUGUCCCGAGAUCUUCCUCAAUUCGGACACUCUCGCCAAGCAUUAUCAGAACGUCCAUAACACUGAUCCCGUCCGUAUGUUCAAGAAAUUCAAAAAGGAUAAUGGCGACAGCAAGCGCAAAAUGAGAAACAGAAACAAUUUUGAGUGCAAGAAUUGCAAAAAGCAAUUCUCUACCAAGACCCUAUUCUGGAAUCAUAUCAAUGCAUGUUCGCGGCGAAAUUCGAUAGGUAGAUUUGACAUGCCGAAUAAUGUUCCAACGUCAAUUCUGGAGUCUCAUCUAAAGAACAAUAAUCAAAUACCACGAGAAGAAUCGGUACCGCUGACGAACGAAUCCAAUUUGAACAUUCCCGAUUUCAAUUUAUUCGAAGACAUUAAUUUACAGUUGUCAGCUCAAAAACCUGUGCCGAAUCUUAUGCCAUUGUCGCAAAUGAAGACGACGGGUAAUAGCAAGUGUUCGAGAAAAGACUCGCGCAAGGUUUACGAUGAAUCGACCAAUACCGAAUGCACGUGCGAGGUCUGCGGUAAACCGUGGCCUGCCAAGAAACAUUUGUGGCAACACCUAAUUCGAUUUCAUCGCGCCGAAGCCGCCGUUACGUGUGGUGUAUGCUUAAAGCUGUGUAAAUCUUAUCAAGAUCUGGCCGAUCACCUGAAGGCCGAGCACGCCCCUGUUUUGUCGCCAGAGGGUAACAACUUCACUUGCAAGACAUGCGGUAGAUAUCAUAACGCGAGAAGCAAAUUGCUGUUGCAUAUGAGCAUCCACAUCGGGAAUUUCCGGUGUCAGAAAUGCCAGCAAGGUUUUGCGAGUGAGGAGAAACUCACCGAGCACACGACAAGCUGCAAUGGCAAAUCAGAGUUUGAGGAUAACGCGGUGGCGGACGAAGAUAACGCAAAGAACGACAACGACGAAAAGGGCAGUUUAAUUGCCGACGAGACGUCGGUCAUCGAGGAAGCAGAGGAAGCGGAUUUCGAUUCGGAAGGCGAAAGGAGUAGGGAUAUUCACGAUGAAGACAAUUCGGAAAAUAGCGAAGAAGACAAUUCGGAUAAUAGCGAUGAUUCAGACAGCGAUAGCAACAGUAGUUCGAGUGAAGAUGAAAACGAGAACGAAGAGGGAGAAGAAGAAGAGGAGGAGGAAGAUGAAAAUGAAAACGAAAAUGAGUCUGAUACGAGAACCACUAGUAGAGCGAGCGGCGACAGUGUAUCGUGUAAUUCCGAGAGCGAUGAUGAAUCGGAUAUGGAUGAAACGGAAGUGAAUGCAACGGAAAAGAAAACGAUACAAUUGACCGAUAUUGGUAGAUUCAGGAUAUGCAGUGAUGGUAUUCAAGAGAACAUGUCGAUGGAGAAUGCCAAGGACCAGAAAACCGAGCUUACCGUAGCGACGGCUGCAGAACAGACUAAACAAAAUAAUUUUAAUGAUUUUAUGACUCCCAGCGCACCUGUAAACAAAUUUGAGACGUUUCAUCUCGAGGAAUCUGCUAAAGCUGCGACGAGCGAUGUAGACUUAUCUGACGAUAAUGAAGAUGAUGAUAACGAGGACGAUGAUGAGGAAAAUAAUGAGAAUGAAGAAGAGGAGGAAGAUGGUGAAGAAGGCGGUGAGGAUGAGGAUGAAGGUGAGGCUGAGUCUGAAAGUGAGAAUGAGGACGAGGAUGAGAAUGAGGGUGAAGCUGAGGCUGAGGCUGAGGCUGAGAGUGAGGGUGAGGGUGAGGCCGAGGCCGAGGCCGAGACCGAGGCUGCAGCUGAAGGAGAGGGUGAAGAGGAAGAAGAGGAGGAGGAGGAAGAGGAGGAGGACGAUGAAGACGACGAUGACGGACCACCUGUGUUGAGUCCAAUAAUGCCUUUGUUACCAGAAAACGAAUCUGAGGAGCACAGCGGUACGGAUCGCACGAGGCACAAGCUCAGCCCAAUGGUUUCGCUGAGUAUGGCUAAAGAUCUGGAGGAGUGUGAAAUAACCGAGAUACCAAAUGAUGUGGAGAACAUGAAUGCAGCAAACUUCUUUGCAGCUAAUAACAAUGAUCUGCCCGUAACAUGGGACGAGAACUUGGACGAUAACGGAAUCGACAAUGGUGAUUGCAAUUCGGACAUUGGAGACAGAGAUGUAGAGAAAAAUGAGGACUACAGUAAGGAGUAUGACAAAAUGGAAGUGAAUGAGGGCGAAGAUUUUGAGGAUUCCGCGGAUGAGAACAUAGUGGACAAUUGUAGGGAAGGUGAUGGAGAUAAUCAAGUGCAUGAGAUGCAUAAUCUGGAUGGAACUGUGUUAAUGGUGACUAAUGACGCGGAUGGUAAUCAGAUUUUGAUAGAACAAAACGUGCUAGAUAUCGAUAACGAGGAUUCUAAUGUCGAAGCGACGCAAUAUAUUUACCCAGAGAACACUUACGAAAUCACGGAGGAAGAUUACGCGACGCGAAACGAAACCGAUGUCAUGCAGACGGAUGAGAUGCAAGUUGGUAUGUCGUACGUUCAAGAUGCAUCGGAGAACGAGGAUAAUAGUAUGGAAGGUGUUGUCGAAAGAGAACAGCAGUGACAUGCAGAAACGAUAGGACACGAGUGCCAAAACGUGAACGGAAAUCUAGGAUAAAAUAAAUCUGUAAUAAAGUGUAAGAUAAUUAAUAUGACUUGAAACUGUGCGAAAAAAGAAACAACAUAUGUACCUUGAAAAACGAAACAAUAUUGUAUAGUAGAGUAAGCUUGUAGCUUUAUAGCUUUGGAGGAUUUUUGAUAGACUGCGUAAAAGAGAAAGAGAGAAGGAGGAAGGGAGGGGGUGGGGGGGUUACGAUUUACAACGGAAAACAUUUUGUUUUCAAUGAUCUGCCAGGGGCUUUGCACUCACGAUUUACGCAAGCUUCCGACUAAUCGUUUUCGAAGAGUAAUACAAUUUUGAAUGAUUAUGCAUUGUACUGUAUAUAUAAGGCGUUAUUUAGAUUAUUGUGAAAGCUACAAUUUACAGUAUCUUUUUUAGUUUUCGAUAUUUAAAGGAUAUUCAAAGGAUAUAGAUGAUUUUGGUUACGAAAAGUACCGUUUGUUUAUAUCAAUAACACUUUUUUGACAAUAAUACGCUCCGACUAUUUCCACCCUAUUCACGCGAAAUGCCAUCCGCUAGACAAUAGGUCACGAAUUUAUGAACUUAAUGAUAAUUUAGUGCUGUCGUUAAAACAAUGCCUAACAAUGCAGGAUCAAAAUCUACAAACUACGUUACAAUCAAAUUUCUUUUUAUCAAAUCGUAAGUAACUUUUCUCAAUAACGUUAAUCAUUCAAAGACACGCAGAAAGUACGAAGCCAAGCUGAUUGUUACAAAAUAAAAAAAAAAUGACACGAAAUGAACGUCUAAAUACGGUGGAUAAAUUACUAUAAUUUUAAUGCUAAUUAUUUCUAUGUGGUCACGCGCUUGCCCAAUUUUUCCAAUUAAAAUUUUGCAAAUCAACUUUCUGUGUUUUUCUGUGUGAAUUUGUUCUAUUAAUGAAUGACGACAGAACUUUACUAAAAGUUGAGCUAUUGAAUUAGAUAUGCGUAAAAAAAGUCGGAUAUAUUAUGGCAAAAAUAAUAGAUACUAUCUACGUUUUGUGUCAAGACAGAUUUAGCGUCCUCUCAUUUAGGAUUCUUUUUUUCUUAGCGUAGCGAAGAAGAAGCGAUAAUCGAGCACACUCGCUAUAUUUUUUAUGGAAGUAAAGAAAGAAAUAAAGGAGUUAAUGUGAAUAAUAGCUUUAAAUGAUCAAUCUGUACAGUUACAGUAAUGCGAGCGUGUUUGUACGUGAGCGAUUGUAUGCGUGUGUUUAUCGAACGAUAGAGACGUGACUGAAGACUUAUAUAAUUAAAGAAAGAAAGCGUACCUCGAUUAUAAAUAUACAUUAACAAUUAGUUGAGAUUAAUGCGAUGAAUUGCUUUGUAUUAUAAUUUAACCGUCUUGCAGAUUUUCUUAAUCGUUCAGUCGAAUUUUCACAGUUAAAAGUUUGAAUAGCAACGGAAAAAAGAAUCGUAUUUAAAUUGCGAUUCUUCUUUUAAUCUCGCAGUUUUUUAUGGGCGCGUAGUGAUGAGAAAUUAGAUGCAAAAAAAAGUUGAUUUUUAGAGUUAACCGACGUUUAUCUUUAUCGAUUUCUAACAUAUCAGCGAUCUCUUUUUUUCCUUAUUAUUUAUUAUAUUCAUUCCAAAGUAACUUUUAAGAUAUAUUAGGCUCUUUACGAACAAUAACCACUGAUUUGCCAUGCGUAUUAUGCGAUUGUAUGCGAACGAUCUACUUGAUAUUGCAGAGAGGGAGGGGGGGGGGAUGGGGAGUUAAAAUUGAAAUGUUGACGGUCAUUUAGAAAAAUAUUUAAAUAUCGUGCAUAUGAAAAUUCAUAAUAUCCUUAAAUAUUAUGAUUUUAAAAAGUACGUGUGUAUUAUACAUAUAUGGUAAAUGCACGCACGUACAUGUAUACAUACAGGGUGUCCCAAAAAGCUCGCAUUCCCUCUUAAGAGUCGAUUCUUUGGAACAAUCUAAGAAUCCGUUCUUAAGAGGGAAAAGCUUUUUGGGACAUCCUAUAUAUACAUAUGUUAAUUUAAAAUCGAUAAUAUUUAUAGAUAUACGUAUGUUCCAGUAUUGUUCCCACAUUGUUUAAAAUCGUAUCCCUUUUUUUAUAUAACAGUUGCUAAUAUUUACCGGUUAGUGCCACUAAAUGCGACUAUUGCGCUGCAUUCUAAGUUUAUAGAAUGAUUGUAAGAAUAAAGUACAUUCAUAACUUAUGUAUGAAUGUGUGUUAUUUACAUAUUCAGAUGAAUCGUGUAUGAAUUUGCCUUACACACCAUGCAUGAGACUUGUUCGAUUUGAAAGAAUUUCUAAUCAUAAAAAUCGAAAUUUAACAAGAUGGAAAUGGAAUUUUAACACGUUUUAAACAACAUCAACGAAUAUUCAUUUCCAAAACUUUCCUUUGCUCUGCACGAAUGGAGCGUGAAUCAUAUGUAUUGCGUAAUACAAACAUGCGAGGACAUCCAUAUGUGUAUAAUUUAUCACAAAUUAUCAUUCUCUAUAUUUGUUCACAAUUCACAGAUUACAAUAAUUAUUCUCCA